Molecule: messenger RNA, 1606 nt
Organism: Pangasianodon hypophthalmus (striped catfish)
Lineage: Eukaryota; Metazoa; Chordata; Actinopteri; Siluriformes; Pangasiidae
Gene: csrp1b
Product: cysteine and glycine-rich protein 1b
Exons: 6
Coding region: 151-729 (192 amino acids)
Biological process (GO): muscle tissue development; sarcomere organization
Cellular component (GO): cytoplasm; Z disc; nucleus
Molecular function (GO): actinin binding; structural constituent of muscle
Source: RefSeq, a predicted model, not a curated record
CUCUCUCUCUCUCUCUCUCUCUCCCCCUCUGUUGUCCUGCCCACACUCUCUCACCCUGUCGCACUGAUAUUACCAUGAGCAGCGGUGAACUUUUCACAACUGUUACUCAGCUGCAUCCAUCCACAGCACUAACAUCACACUGACUGCAGGAUGCCCCUCGGAGGGGGAAACAGGUGUGGCUGUUGCCAGAAGACUGUGUACUUUGCAGAGGAAGUCCAGUGUGAGGGGAAGUAUUUCCACAAGUCCUGCUUUCUCUGUAUGGUGUGCAGAAAGAAUUUGGACAGCACCACGGUAGCUGUACACGUGGAUGAAAUCUACUGCAAAUCGUGCUACGGCAAGAAAUAUGGUCCAAAAGGCUACGGAUAUGGUGGUGGUGCCGGAACCUUGAGUAUGGACUCAGGUGAAGGACUGGGGAUCAGACCUGUGGAGCAAGCACCACAUCAUCCUACCAACAACCCCAAUGCCUCCAAGUUUGCACAGAAAUUUGGCAGCUCAGAUGUGUGCCCUCGCUGUGGCAAAGCUGUUUAUGCAGCAGAGAAAGUGAUAGGAGGUGGUAACUCAUGGCAUAAGGGCUGCUUCAGGUGCGCUAAGUGUGGAAAGAGCCUGGAGUCCACCACACUCGCAGAUAAAGAUGGAGAGAUCUUCUGCAAAGGUUGCUAUGCUAAGAACUUUGGGCCGAAGGGUUUUGGGUUCGGCCAGGGGGCAGGAGCUCUAGCCCAUGCCCAGUAGGAAUGCAGUACACAAAAACCAAGAGGAUCUGCUCCAGCUCUGUGCUUGGACUUCAGCAUGCUACACCUACCACAGAGUCUCACGUGCUUGCAGUUUGCACAUGGAAAUGCUUUUAAACCUUUAACUACUCAUUAAAAGAGCAUUAUUUUACAUGGACCAAAUUCCAGAAGCAGCAUGAUUACACUUUCAAUGAGGGGUUUAUCAAACAGAUGAAGUUUUCAUACUGUUUUAUAUCUACUGGGGUUUAAAUUUUCUUAAUGAAUCUUAAAAAUAAUGGAGGUUAACGAUCCUUUAAAACUGCUAGAAAAAGAGCUAAUUUAUUAAGGUGACUAAAUAAAUAUUGCUUUCUUGUUCCACUGAGUCAGCAGUGAGCCACACUAGUGGUUUAAAACACAUUACCUCACUGUGCAAUACUACACAUUAAUACAUAUUACAGUUUAUGCUUCUUUGGAACCUUUAUAAAUUAAACUGAAAGAAACAUGUUACAUGUCUAAUAAUGAAGAAAAUAAUUGUGGAGAAAUGGUCGUACUAAAAUGAUCUCCAAACACUGCUAUAACCUUCCUUCACAGAAGCAUGAUAAACAUGUGCAGAUGACCUGAUUGUUUACAUAUGACAUCAUUUAGACAUCAAAAUGCAGCAAGUGUUGUUAAUGAACAAUGGGGGAUUAUGUCCCCGAGUCUGUCGGCACCCUGACCAGGAGCAUGCUGCCAUGAAGACACAGACACAUAGCUGGCUGAGUGAAUGAUGGAAUCAAAGACUGAGAGAUGCUGAGUGGCAGGUUGUCCUGUGCUAAUCUGAAAUGAAAUACUCCAAAUGUAGGUCUUUCAAUAGACAACAGAAAUACAGAUAUCAGUAAAAAAAAAAAAAAAAAAAAAAA